Molecule: messenger RNA, 1056 nt
Organism: Haemonchus placei
Lineage: Eukaryota; Metazoa; Nematoda; Chromadorea; Rhabditida; Trichostrongylidae
Source: the annotation of a GenBank genome assembly
AUGACCCAUGAUUUCAUGCCAUCGCAACUCCACCUCCGCAACACCAUUCUGUUUCUUAUUUUAUCUGGCCAUCCCGCGGAGAUCGAUAAACGCAUGAAGGAAGUUAACAAGGAGGGUGCUCUUCGAGAGGCACAAUUUACAAAUGGCACUCGAAGUUUGCCUCCGGACGACUAUUCCAUCGAAGAUGAAGACCGUCCGGGUCGCCGGAAGGAGUUGGAUUCGGACCUCCUGCGGAGCCAGGUGGAAGCCGAUCCGUACCAAACUGCUCGUGAGGUGGCAGUCUCUCUUAGGUGAGUCAGUCCACAGUUAUUCGUGGAUUGAAGUCAAUCGGCAAGAUGCGAAAGCUUGGUCGAUGGGUGCCCCAUGAAUUGUAGCAGUAUGACACGGACCGCCGCGCCGACAUGGCACUUUCUCUCCUCACGCUCAGGCGCACCCACACGUGGCUUGACCACCUAGUUACCGGGUAUGAGAAGUGGAUUCCCUACUCUAACGUCCACCGGCGUGCUCAGUGGGUUGACAAAGGUGCCGAUGCAGAAGACUCUCCCAAACCCAACGUUCACACCAAGAAGGUCAUGCUCUGCAUCUGGUGGAGCGUUCACGGCGUCGAAUACUUGGAGCUGCUAGACGAAGGAUGUACAGUGACCGCCGACAUCUACAUUAAGCAACUGAGGAAUUUGAAGGCGAAGCUCGAAGCUACACGACCACAGCACCAGAAGAUUUACUUCCAGCACGACAACGCUCGACCACACAUUGCAAGAACGACCAAGACUGAACUAAUAAAUUUCGGCUGAACAGUUUUAUCCCACCCACCAUAUUCCCCAGACUUGGCUCCUUCGGAUUAUCAUCUUUUUUCCCAUCUCCAACGUCAUCUGGAUGGUAGAGACUUUGAAACCCGCGAGGACAUCAAAAUGGCACUCGAACAGUUCUUCAAGGACCAGCCCCCAGCAUUCUGGAGCUAGGGCAACUACGAUGUGCCCAAGCGUUGGCAGAAGACCAUCGAUGCCAAUGGGGCAUAUUUCAGAUGAUUCGCAUUUUUCGUUUAAAAUGGUAAGAUAA